Molecule: messenger RNA, 2589 nt
Organism: Sinocyclocheilus grahami
Lineage: Eukaryota; Metazoa; Chordata; Actinopteri; Cypriniformes; Cyprinidae
Product: ADAMTS-like protein 2
Biological process (GO): extracellular matrix organization
Cellular component (GO): extracellular matrix
Source: RefSeq, a predicted model, not a curated record
AUGAGCUUGGCACCAGCCGGGAAAGUGUUUUCAUGUAGGCGUUCCCAAGCGCUGCCACUCUCUUCCUUGGGAUUGAAGGAAAGAAAGCGGGAGGGAGGAGGAGAGGAAGGGGGAGAGGAGGGAUGCAGGAGCACACCUUACCCUCUUUACAAGGCACAUCCUCAGAACACACCAUUAGAAACCACCACUGCACCAGCACCACCCACACUAGAUUAUUCCGUUUCUUUUCUCCAAAUAUUCAUUCCCUGCAGGAUGAGGAUCUGGUCAAGGGCCCAGUAUGUGGAGAGCAGUCUGGUGCUGCUUGGUCUUGUAACGCUAGCUCUGUCUCUGGGCAAUCUCUCAAGUAGAGGACAGGAAGAGGGUGUUGCCUCUAACAGUCUAGAGGACGGGCUGGAGGUGAUCACAUACUGGUGGGGAGAAUGGACAAAAUGGACCGCCUGCACUCGUACCUGUGGAGGAGGCGUCAUGUCACAGGAAAGACACUGUCUACAGCAAAGAAAGAAAACAACAACUGGUAAAGACAACAUGACAUGCACAGGCAAUGCAAAGAAGUAUCAUCUCUGCAAUGCAAAGGAAUGUCCUUCUACAGGAAGAAGCUUCAGAGAAGAGCAGUGCUGGUCAUUCAACUCUCAGGUUUACAAUGGAAAAAAUUACCACUGGAAACCUCUCUAUCCUGAUGACUACGUUCAUAUCUCCAGUAAUCCAUGUGACUUGCACUGCACCACCUCUGAUGGUCAAAGACAGUUGAUGGUACCUGCACGUGAUGGGACAUCUUGCAAGUACAGCAACUACAGGGGCGUGUGUGUCAAUGGGAGAUGUGAACCCAUUGGAUGUGAUGGUGUCCUCUUCUCCCCCAACACUCUGGAUAAGUGUGGCGUGUGUCAGGGAGAUGGGAGCAGCUGCAGUCGUAUUACUGGGAACUUUCACCGCGGGGCUUCUAGUCUAGGCUAUUCUUUCAUAACUCAAAUCCCAGAAGGAUCAUGGGACAUCCAGAUUAUAGAGAGGAAGAAGUCUGCAGAUAUCCUGGCUGUGACUGACCAAGCAGGGAACUUUUUCUUCAACGGAGCAUAUAAAGUGGACACCCCUCAGAACUUCCAUGCAGCAGGGACCAUUUUCAAAUACCGGCGGCCUACUGAUGUGUAUGAGACGGGGAUCGAGUACAUCGUGGCAAAAGGGCCCAUCGAUCAGCCCAUCAAUGUUCUGGUCUGGAACCAAAACGGAUUUGCUACUUUCUGGUCAGUGGUGUUUUAUUGGGAGGGGAAUAACCAAAGGCUCCUUCAGAAGAACAAACUGAGCGCUGCUGACAUGUACCGCUGGAAGUUGUCCUCACAGGAGCCCUGCAGUAUGACCUGCUCGAUAGGUGUGUCGAAAUCACUUGCCAUGUGUGUGCGGUUUGACGGCAUUGAAGUGGAUGAUGUUUAUUGUGAUGCUUUGACUCGACCAGAGCCAGUUCAUGAUUUCUGCAUUGGCAGAGAAUGCCAACCCAGAUGGGAGGCAAGCAGCUGGAGUGAGUGUUCUCGGACAUGUGGAGAAGGUUUCCAGUUUCGUCUUGUGCGUUGCUGGAAGAUGCUGGCUCCCGGCCUAGACAGCUCUGUGUACAGUGACCUCUGUAUAGAGGCACAGCUAGAGCACCCCCCAGAGCGCCGGGCCUGUAAGAGCCCCACUUGUGGCCCUCAGUGGGAGGUAGCUGAGUGGUCAGAGUGUCCAGCUAAAUGUGGUCGCAGGGGUCUGGUUACGCGAGAGGUCAGAUGCUCAGAUGAAACCCAUGCAUGUGAUGAGGCAACUUGCCCAGCGUCUACCAAAAACUGCACCGGCCCUCCAUGUGAGCGCCAGUGGACAGCGUCUGAGUGGGGACCGUGUUCAGGCAUCUGUGGGCAUGGAAAAACAGUGCGGCAUGUGUACUGCAAAACACCAGAGGGCCGUGUGGUACCUGAGUCUCAGUGCUCACCUGAGAACAAACCUCUGGCCAUUCAUCCCUGCGGAGACAACGAAUGCCCUCCACACUGGCUGGCCCAAGACUGGGAGAGGUGCAACACAACAUGUGGACGCGGUGUGAAGAGAAGGAUCGUGCUGUGUGUAGGCAUCACGGGUGGGAAGGUCCAGAUCAACGAGGACGAGGAAUGUGACAGCAGCAAGCGAGCAGUAGAUGAGGACACCUGCUUUGAGAGGCCUUGCUUCAAGUGGUACACAACGCCAUGGUCUGAGUGCACCAAGACUUGUGGUGUCGGUGUGCGAAUGAGAGAUGUGAAGUGUUAUCAGGGAAGAGAGCUUGUUCGUGGAUGCGACCCUUUGACCAAACCUGUUAACAAGCAGACCUGUGCACUCCAGCCCUGCCCCACCGAACCUCCAGAUGAAAACUGCCAGGAUCGUCCCACCACCAACUGCUCGCUGGCUCUGAAGGUGAAUCUGUGCAGUCACUGGUAUUACAGCAAGGCCUGUUGCCAUUCUUGCCGUAAUCUUCGAGCUUCCUAGCUAGUCUCCACCACUCAAGUUUUCAUAUGUUCAUGUCAUCGGCAAUGUGCUUGUUCAAGGAUUGCAGCAAGGGAAGUUUGAAUCAGUAUUUGUUUAUAUCUUAAGCUAGCUCCAUAA